This is a messenger RNA of Hermetia illucens (black soldier fly), 1542 nucleotides long. RefSeq names its product odorant receptor 33a-like. Bases 437 to 1189 code for a protein of 250 amino acids. Gene Ontology annotation, biological process: sensory perception of smell; detection of chemical stimulus involved in sensory perception of smell. Gene Ontology annotation, molecular function: olfactory receptor activity; odorant binding. NCBI's taxonomy places the organism in Eukaryota, Metazoa, Arthropoda, Insecta, Diptera, Stratiomyidae. The transcript is spliced from 3 exons. The record is from RefSeq and is a predicted model, not a curated record. Gene Ontology annotation, cellular component: plasma membrane.
GAACUCAAUAAAGGAGGCAUAAACAUCGUUAGAUAGAAUGGCUAGAAUUAUUCCUGGAAAGGAUGUAGAGAGCGCAGAGUCCUUGGAUUAUUUAUGGUUUUUCUGGAAAGUUCAUGGGUGUUAUCCGACCUUAAAGUAUAAUUUUCUGCAGACAGUGCAUGUCGCCUCUCAUAUUUUGAUUGUAAAUUUCUUAACCCUCUUUUCUUUCAACUUCCAAUUAUUGUUUGUUGAAAGCUUAAAGCAGGUGCUUCACAAUUUACCAAUGAAUGUAGCUCUCAUCGCUGGUGCAUUCAGAUACUUUACAAUUCUGAAAUUGCAUGAAAAAAUCCUCGGAAUUUAAGACUAUUUUCGAAGUUUGGACGCGAGAAUCUCAACCGCUAAACAUGUUGAUGACAUAAAAAAGUCGGUUUUCUUCUGCAAACGGUUAACUACGGUAAUGAGUAUCCUGUACGUAUCUAUAGUGAUAAGUGCGGGUCUAAACGCUGCGGUGUCAAAUCGUCAGCUAUUGCUUUUUGAUGUUUGGGUGCCGUACAAUUUCCAUGAUCCUGCCUGGGUAUACUGGGCAUCUUUUUCGUUUCAAUUCUGGUGCAUCCUGAUGUCCGCGAUUCAAAACUUGACUAAUGACUUUAGCGGACCCUUGUACUUUAUUACGCUGCAUACUCAUCUAAAGAUAAUUAUGGAGCGUGUGGAAAAUAUUGGCUGGGAUCCGAAAAAGUCCCAAGAAGAAAAUUAUAACGAACUUGUGAAUUGCAUUGAGGAUCAUCGAAUUGUCAUGAAUGUAUUCGAGAUCUUACAAGGAACUACGGGUUACGCGAUUUUCGUGCAAUUUGCGAGUACAGCUCUAGUGUUGACCCUGGAGGCGCUGCACACAAUAAUUUAUGACCUAACCUUUACCGAAUUUUUGCUGGUUUUAUUCUACUUUCUGGACUCAACCCUUCAGAUACUUCCAGCCUGCUACUACUCAAAUAAAUUCAUGGUUCUAACCGACCAAUUCGUAACAUCGAUAUUUUCAUCAAAUUUUCCUGACCAGUCACAAAAAUUCAAAAAAACCGCAAUAAUUUUUAUGCAGAUGAUCCAAAAAAGCUGCGUAGUGCUGGCUGGAAAAAUUAUUCCGGUCACUUUGGCUACUUUUAUGUCGAUUUUAAAACUUUCAUAUUCAAUGCUAACAUUGGCAAGACAACUUCGUUAACAAUACUGGAAUAAAAGGGCAUUCGGUAAUAUAUUGAUGUGAAUAAUCUUUCUAAAUAUGCACAAUAUGGUUGGAAAUCGAGCCUGCAAAAUUGUUGACUAGAAACACAUAAGUCAGAGAGAAUAUUAACCGUCACAGAUUAGAUACAUGUAUUUUGGAAUGAGCCACUUUCUAAACACUUAAAACUUUGUCACGGAGGGACGAAUUUAUCGAUGAUGGUUGCAUCCAAUCCAGUUUUAUUAAAUUGCCUUUGAUAGUGAUAUUUGUGCCCGCGAGAUCAUCAGAAAACUUGAUGGGGUCCAGAAUCGGCCUUUCUUAACUCUUAAGAUUUCCAAAAUAAAGCACCAAUGAAA